GACACUCCUGCCAACAGCAUCGCCGUGGGAACGAGAAAGAAACAGAGAGAUAGAGAGAGAGAGAUCCGUUUCUAGCGCAGUCAGCACUAAAGUCUCUCAGUGUCUUGUUUCGCUUGCGGGACGAUGGUUUGCGCGUGAGCCAUGCGUUUCUGAGCUCCAGCGCAAGCAUGCAGAGCAAUCCAGAGAAGAGGAGAGACACCGCGUCCCGGGACGAAGCGCAGGCGGACGCGGAGCGCGAGACGCUGAUGAUGGAGCUCACGCGCCUGGUGCAGAAGAGUGUGAGAGAGAGCAGCUGGUGGGAGAGGAGAGGAAUAGACUGCAGCAUCCUCACCGCAGCCUUCAUCAGUUUACCAGCAGGGUUCCUGUUGUUGGGUUCGUCUCAGACGCUGUACUUCCUGUCAGGUGUCCUGAUGAUGGGCGUGGCUCACGCUGUCAUCACUGUUAAAGGCACACACCUGGCCAGUCACGGCGCGCUCAGCGAGUCUCCGGCUUGGACACACUUCUGGGCCGUCUUCUUCAUCGAAGUGUGCGGCUCGUUCUCAGCGCGGGCCGGCGUUCAGGCUCACGUCAAGAUGCAUCACGCUCACACUAAUGUGAUCCCUUUGGGAGACUCCAGCACCUGGAAAAUCCCCUUCCUGCCUCGAUCCGUCUAUCUGUUCAUCGCGCCGCUGGCCGUCCCCAUCAUCACGCCCCUCGUCGCCAUCAAUCAGAUGAAGGGUCAGACUCCGCUCCUGAUCCUGCGCACCGUCCUGUGUGUGUGUCUGGGCUUUUUUUCUCAGUAUUAUCUGCUCAGGUGUGUGUCGGGUCUGUCGUGCAGCUCCGCUCUGCUGGUCAUGCUUCUGUGCAGAGCCAUGUUCUCCCUGCCGUACAUACAUGUCAACAUAUUUCAGCACAUCGGCCUGCCAAUGUUUUCUGCCACUAACCGGCCCAAACGCAUCUACCAGAUGACACACGGAGUCCUGAACCUUCCCCGAAACCCGCUGCUGGACUGGACCUUCGGCCAUUCCCUCAUCAGCUGCCACGUGGAGCAUCACCUCUUCCCUUUCCUGUCUGACAACAUGUGCCUGAAGGUGAAGCCGCUCGUGUCUCAGUAUCUGAAGGAGAAGAAGCUGCCGUAUCAAGAGGACGCUUACAUCUCUCGUCUGAGUCUGUUCUUCCACAGAUAUCAGGAGCUGAUGGUGUUCACACCACACAUCACUGAACUGGUGGGAAUCCAGUGAUGACGGGAUGAAGAGAGAAGACGGACACGGACAUGACCCACGUCCAGAUUUUAUACACUUUCAACUGGUGCAUAAAGGCAUUAGAAUUAAAGUCCACGUGAAACUUGACUCACAACCUGCUUUACUUGCAGAACGUGAUUUAAUUAUGAAAGAAUCAGGGUAUUUGACAAGAAAAAACACGCUAGAUGAGACUCAAAUAAUUGCAUGAGCUGGAAAAGAAAGUGCUUUUAGAGAUUGAUGGAUUAUGGAGAUAAAUAUUUGUUCGUUCAGAAUAAUUUGCACAGAUGAAUCGUGAAUAGACCAGGAUAAUGCAAUAAGAAAGUACAAAGGAUGGUGUUGACUUUGUAAAAAGCAACGCUGUGCAAAGAGAGCCUCUUUUCAUUAACGACUGUGCUUCCUGUUCGCUUCGCUAAAUGACAUUAUUGAAUGAAAGGAUCAUUGUUGUAUGUGCGGAUGUCAGAUCAGUGGUAAUAAAGCACUGCUGUUUUUAUCACACAUGACCUCUGACCCCAGAUCAGCUCUCAGGCUUAAUAUGCAUCUGUAUGAACACUAAAAAGAUGCAUGAAACUUCACCCGAUCUGUGCAGGACACACUUUAGCUUUGGUUCAAGGUUUAGUGAGCUGCCUUUGCUGUCUCUUAAAGGGAAAGUACACCUAAAAAUUACAAUUCUGUCAUUUACUCACCCUCAGGUUGAUCCAAACCUGUAUGAAUGUCUUUCAGCUGUUGAACACAAAAGAAAAUAUUUUAA
Messenger RNA from Carassius auratus (goldfish), 1968 nucleotides. RefSeq names its product fatty acid desaturase 6. The record is from RefSeq and is a predicted model, not a curated record. Gene Ontology annotation, molecular function: oxidoreductase activity, acting on paired donors, with oxidation of a pair of donors resulting in the reduction of molecular oxygen to two molecules of water. The transcript is spliced from 6 exons. Gene Ontology annotation, cellular component: membrane. Gene Ontology annotation, biological process: lipid metabolic process. Bases 168 to 1220 code for a protein of 350 amino acids. Lineage: Eukaryota; Metazoa; Chordata; Actinopteri; Cypriniformes; Cyprinidae.